CAUGUACCGGUUGUUCCUGUGAGAAAAAGCAAGCAGCAUCAUACAGUAGGACCCCCAAGCAACGUGGAUUGAAUAUUACUCCAGGGUACGCGGCCGCAGCUGCAGCUGUAUGAGAACACAGCGAUGCAAGUGAGUUUGAUGGGGGAAAAUCACACUUUAUAAAGCCCGAAGUUCCUUCUCUUCUCGAGUUCCAAACCGUCUUGUAAAGAAACACAUCGCACGAAAUGUUUCUCAGUGGACUCUGGUGACUCUUUGUGGCACAGCGGAAGUAUAACUACGGUGUGACCAUGGAAACCCCAAGGGACAAACAGUUUCCAACGCGAGGUGAUCGGAUAAGCAACCAUAGAUUAUCGUCUGGGCGGCUGGAGGCAUUUCUUCAAGAAAAGCCCCGAGAUGGCAACAUCACCGUCAUGCUACCUGAUUGCACCCCCGUCGUCAAGACCAACCGCAAGCAGAAGAAGAAUGCCAUGAAAGAGGAGGUCAAGCUGUUCAGCACGCGAUACGUGAGCAAGCGCUGAACAGUGGGGGCUAGGUGCUGUCAGGGCCCCCACCCCAAGGCCC
This is a messenger RNA of Diaporthe batatas, 561 nucleotides long. RefSeq lists its product as uncharacterized. The coding region runs from base 288 to 518 and encodes 76 amino acids. The transcript is spliced from 3 exons. The record is from RefSeq and is a predicted model, not a curated record. NCBI's taxonomy places the organism in Eukaryota, Fungi, Ascomycota, Sordariomycetes, Diaporthales, Diaporthaceae.